Messenger RNA from Cladophialophora immunda, 3106 nucleotides. RefSeq lists its product as uncharacterized. NCBI's taxonomy places the organism in Eukaryota, Fungi, Ascomycota, Eurotiomycetes, Chaetothyriales, Herpotrichiellaceae. Bases 65 to 1999 code for a protein of 644 amino acids. The record is from RefSeq and is a predicted model, not a curated record. The transcript has a single exon.
CCUUCACCAGUGCUGCCAAUGCAUCACGAGUCUAUCAUUGCCACUGUCUCCAUGUUUGAAAGCGAUGGCCACAAAUAGUCGACAACCGGUCCAAACCAUCUUCCCUUCCGUGACGAACAAACCUCGGAUCCCAAGUGGCCGAAAUCACGCCUACAAAAAGAUCCGAUGGAAAAAGUACGAUCCCAGCAAGAAGUCUCCAAACUCAGCCCCGGACCAGUUUGUUCAGUGGCAACCGCCGGACGCAGCGCGAGAUGAGGAGCAGGAGGACACUAUCCAACGGAAAACAAAGUCGAGCGACCCCAGACAAAAUCCGCAGUCGAAGUCGUUAGUCUUUGUCUCUCCGGUUGAGCCUCUUCCGCUGAAUGGAACACGCGAGGAUCCGUUCCUAGCACUGCCCAUCAAGUCAACUGAGACCGUUCAAGACAGCUUGGACUACUACAUCACCAUCUGCAAAGGCUUCAACAAUACGAAAUCCGUCGUCCCCGGCCCAGUCAAUCCUCAUCUCUCGCUCUUGCUACCCUACGCACUUAAGCAUACUAUUCUCUUCGAGUCUAUCAUAUCAGUCUGUCGAGCAUCUAUUCUCAUUUCCCUUGGAAGACCCAUAUGGGAUGACUACGCCUUCGUUCAUCACCGUGGCAGCGCCAUCGCGGGUCUUAACGAAAGGCUCCAAUCCCACGAUGCUACAGACGAUGCAGCCUUGCUGACUGUUACGAUGCUCAUGACACUCGAGUACCUUUCAGGCAACCAGCGAGGCGUGAUAAUGCAUUGCAAAGGUCUGGAGAAAAUGCUUGAACUCCGCGGGCCGCUCUCUGAUGACAAAGACGAUCCGGACUCGGAAUCAGGCUGGCUGAAAUUCGUCAAACAUGGUCUCAUAGCGUACAAGGCUUUAGGCUCCUUCGUGACAGGCCAGCCACCAGAACUGCCUCGCGACUCGGUCGGUUACCUCAGGGAGACGUUCCAAGAACUCCACCUCGAUCAGCCACUCGCCUAUCCCGAAACUCCGUUCCCACCGGACCUGUGCAUCAUCCUCUCUCGCCUGCCUUCGGGGGUCUCGGAGCUCUGUGUUGCAUCUAGAAUAUCGGUUCAGAUGAUCAAGCUCCUCGCCUCCAUUUCAGCGGCGACCACCCUCCUCGCGACUGAAACUGUCAGCUACGAAAACCUCCUUGACCGCACCUGGACCCCACCUUCAGAACUACCCCUCCCCGAUUCGUCCCAGUACGACGAAGAAUGGAAGCAAACCAUGAUACAAACCAUCCUGUCCUCCCUGCAGCGAAUGUCCUUGACAUCCACCUGCCCAAUCGAGUACAAUCUCACCAUGGGCCUGCUAGCCUAUAUCUUCCAGCUCCGAGGUCUGGCGCCCGUAAACCUCUUCUACGACCCCAUCCUCCAUAAAUUCAUUACCACGCUACCCACCCACACCAAGCCAAGCUCGCUCCAAGAACAAAACGCCCUGGUUUGGUGCAGUAUGGCUGUUGCUGGAGCCCUUGGUCUUCGUGUAGUUCCCAUGCCCAAGUCCCACUUGGUUAUGGAACACAUGUUAGAUCUUUACCCACAAGCGCGUCAAUGGGCUCGUUUGGAAAAGCUUCUGCGCACAUUCUUCUAUACCAAAGAAAUCGGUGCCCAUUGGAAACGUGUUUGGCAAUCCGCUAUGAAACGACGGGAGUUCGUUCUCGGGCAACAGCAACACAAGACGCGCUACAUCCAUGCCGAGACUAACAGUCGUGGGAACACUGACAAUCAGCCAAAAGAGCAAAUCCUUCAGUCCCUGCAGCAUCCGCUGGACUUUCCGGAAUUUGACAUGAAUUCCGAGGCGAUAAGGGCACAUAUCCGCCAGCACAUUGCUGGUGCGCCAAAGACUGUGCUGGAAAUGUCCCAAGCGAUGGGUCUCUGUCCGUUCCGACCCCAGGUAUCAUCACCCUCCACAACCAGCUCUGCAUCAACCGCGACGGCGACUUCCAGUCCGAGCACCGUAUCGACUCUCUCACCAAAACCCACGUGAGUAUACACUUUGCAGUAUGUAUUGAGGCGACGAAUGCACCAGUCUCUCUCCUUGCUCUCUGAGCCGUACACAGCCUGCUUGAUGGAGUCGUGGGAGUCAGUCCUUAUAUCAUCCCCUAACCACGAAACCUGCGUCACUCUCCCUCCACAGCCCCAACUGUCCCGGUCAACGCAGCGGCUGAAGGGCACUUCUGUCAUCAAGUCUCAGCUGCUCCUUUCCAUUGAAUGGAUUUUUCUGUGCUUCUGCAACCAUCGCUUUCGGCACGCUGAGAAAUCGCAGUCUCUCGGAGCAGCAAGCAAACCAAUCAUCUGUCGAUGCUGACAAUAUCCCCACUCACUUCUUGAAUUCCACAUCGCCAGGAGUUCAUCCCUCCUGCGCUUCGCGACCCCCACUGAACUUGCAACGUACUUGCUCUCUAGACCAUUCUCAGCGCCUGGACAGUUCGUACAGCAUGGGUUCGUACAGCAUGGCGCGGUGUGGUGUCUCGUCAUACAUUGACAAUCCGACCGGCCGCGACCGCAGAGUCGCAUUUCCACCCCCUGCGCCAAGGAAGGGGGAAGAAACCAGUCACUCUCCCACGCACGCACACACCUCUCAAACAAGGUGGAGAUGUUUGUAUCAGGUCUACCUGUCUUUGAUAUCUACAUAUCACUUACUCGGGACAAUUCACGCCAGACAGUCGAAAAAGAAGCCGCAACACGUAUAUAGUGCCAAUGAUGGUAGUGGAGUCUGUUAUUUGCGAUACGCAAGGCACGAUUUGAACCGCAGGCUGGGCGUAGGGGGUGAGGGACAACCCGACAUCGAGGAGGUUCUAUGUGGUCUUUCCUGUUCUCCGCAAACCACGGUGAAAGGUGUCGUGCAACCCGCCAUGGUCAAAGGGGCCGUGGUUUGGGUUGGGUUGGAGUUGGCGAUUGCUCUCCGUUGCUCGACUAUGGAGAUGUCGACGAGUUUGUGACUUGUCCGUGCUAUAUCGCCCCAGCUAUCUAGGUAUUAGGUAGGCACCUAUGUAUCUCGGGCACCACGAAGGCGAAAUCAUGGAGUCUAUUUUUGAGUCAUCCGGGGGUUGAUACUGCUUCAAGAACUACCCUCCUCUAUGCAAUGUAGAUG